Molecule: messenger RNA, 960 nt
Organism: Mesorhabditis spiculigera
Lineage: Eukaryota; Metazoa; Nematoda; Chromadorea; Rhabditida; Rhabditidae
Source: the annotation of a GenBank genome assembly
AUGGGUACUGAGAAAGAGCUACCAAAUGUCGACCUCGUUGUAACACCUGCAAAAGAUGCGGGCCUUUGGGAGCAGAUUAUGGAAAAGUGCGUCCGAACGGAGGGUUGGGUUUUCGCGCCAAGCGAUUAUUCGACAUGGCUAGACGCCUUCGAAGAAUUUUACUACUACUUCGCCCUGGACAAAGAGACGAAGAAGGCGGUUGGCAGCUUAUGUUUCGGACGCUACGACGCCCUUAGCGGCAAACCGGAAGAAUCUUUGUGGGCGGUUGGUAUGUACUACGUUGACCCCGAAUACCGCGGAAAAGGGCUUGGUGCCUUCCUGUUUGAUAAAAUGAUGGCCAAAAUUGGAGAUGAUAAUGCCGUUUUGAAUGGAGUCCUAAAGAUGGCCCCACGUUAUUCGGCGACGUAUGGCUUCGAUAAAAUUCUUUCGGAGGGAGAUCCGCAUCCAUAUUACCAAGUUGAUUGCAAGAAGCUCGUGGUGCCGGCUCGCGAUGAGGAUGUGGUCACAAAGGAUUAUCGAGAGGUAUCCGCGGAUGAGGUUGACGCGUGGGAUCGUGCAGAGAUCAUGCCUGGCUACGAUAGAAGCAAGUAUCUCCGUCUGCUUAUCACCUCGCCCGAGGCACUAACGAUGGUUGCCUACCGAGACGAAAAGAUCGUGGGGUUAUUGUGUGUCCGGGAAACCGGCAAGAAGCUCAGUGCCGGACCGUUCUACGCCGAUGACAUGGCUGUAGCUCGAACCCUAGUGCACGAUCUUUUGAAGCGGAAGGAAGGCUGGAUGGAUUUCACGUCGUUUGGAGGCACGACUCCUAGUUGUUGCCAGAUGGCAAAGGAAUUAUUUGAAGAACUUAACAACGGAGAGCCUUGUGGACAUGGCUUUGUCUAUCUACAAUUCACAAAAGAGCUCGUUCACGCUGCCUACGAGAAAACUCUGGCCAUAACCGAUUGUGCGAUGAGCUAUGUG